AUGGAGGCAAAGGAGGGACAGACGUGGACGCCGGAGAGCUGGAAGGCGCUGCCCAUCAAGCAGCAGCCCGAAUAUGAGGACAACGAGGCCCUCGCCAAGGCGCUGGCCAAGGUGCAGAAGCUGCCUCCGAUCGUCCAUCAGAUGGAGAUCGAGAAAUUGAAAACCUAUCUCGCACAAGCCUGUGAGGGCAAGAUGUUCCUCCUUCAGGGAGGAGAUUGCGCGGAGAGGUUCGACGAGUGCUGCCAGGAGACGAUCGAAAAGAAGUUCAAGAUCCUCCUGCAGAUGUCGCUCAUCAUUAUCUGGGAGUCGCGCGUGCCCGUCGUGCGAAUCGCACGCAUGGCCGGUCAGUUUGCCAAGCCGCGCACGUCCAACUGGGAGACGACGCCCGACGGGCAGCGGGUGGCCUCCUACAAGGGCGACAGCAUCAACGGCUUCGACAUCAGCGAGCGCAAGCCCGACCCCGACCGAUUGGUGCAAGCGUAUUUCCACUCGGUGGCGACUGCGAACUACCUGCGCGCGAUGAUCACGGGCGGCGUGUCGGAUCUGCACUCGGCGCCCGAGUGGAAUCUCGACAAUGUCCUCCGACCGGAGACCAAGGAGAACGAGUCGCUCCGCGGGGUGUACCUGUUCUCGUCGCACGAGGGCCUGAUCCUGGACUACGAGGCCGCGCUGACCAAGCUGGUGAAGGACUCGCACUACAACCUGGGCGCCCACUUCCUGUGGAUCGGCGACAGAACGCGCCAAAUCGACGGCGCCCACAUCGAAUACUUCCGCGGGAUCGCCAACCCGAUCGGCGUCAAGGUCGGCCCUUCCACCGCGGACGAGGAGCUCGUGAGGCUCAUCCAGAUCCUCAACCCCAACAAGGCAAGCCUUUCCCGCUUGUGUCGCGAACCGGGCAAGCUCACGCUGAUUACCAGGUACGGCAUCGAUAACGUGGAGCAAAAGCUGCCCGGCCACAUCAAGGCCGCCCAGAGCACCGGCAUCCCUGUCUUGUGGGUGUCGGAUCCUUGUCAUGGCAACACUGAGUCCACCAGCGACGGUAUCAAGUUCCGCAACAUCGAGAAGGUGAUGGGCGAGAUGGUCAAGGUCUUCCGCAUCCACACCGAGAACGGCAGCCGAUUGGGCGGCGUUCACCUCGAACUCACCGGACUCAACCCGACCAACCUGUCCACCAACUACCAGAGCUUCUGCGACCCGCGCCUCAACUACACGCAGAGCCUCGACAUGGCCUUCUGCAUCGCCAGCGAGGUGAAGAACAGCCGCACAAGCGCCAAACAGGCCUGCCACAACCACUCCGUCGAGCUCUUCCACAACCGCUCCGGACCGAGUGGCGCCGCCCCUCCUCGUGAGUACUUCUACUGGGUCGACCUACGCGGGCACCUGUACUGCAUCGACAAGGAUGCCACCACCCUCCCGCGCCAGAACGACCCGGCCUUCCUGCGAGACGGCCGCUUUCUCAACUUCUUCUGGCGCCAGCUGCAGCUCAACACCCCGACCAGCCCAGGCCGGGCAAGGCAUGGGGCGGUCUAUCCGUACGUGUCGCCUUGCGGGCGGGAGCUCAACUACGUGCGCGCAGCGGAUCGGCCGAUCGCCUUCCACAGCCUGCAGACGCUUCCCUCAGGAGAAUCCGUAUUGCUUUAUGCGCACGACUUGAGCGUCCCUUUCGACCCCGCAGCUCCCGCCGAUCGCCGAACGUGA
Messenger RNA from Acanthamoeba castellanii str. Neff, 1698 nucleotides. RefSeq names its product Phospho2-dehydro-3-deoxyheptonate aldolase. The coding region runs from base 1 to 1698 and encodes 565 amino acids. The transcript has 15 exons. The record is from RefSeq and is a predicted model, not a curated record. Lineage: Eukaryota; Discosea; Longamoebia; Acanthamoebidae. Gene Ontology annotation, biological process: aromatic amino acid biosynthetic process. Gene Ontology annotation, molecular function: 3-deoxy-7-phosphoheptulonate synthase activity.